UUAAAAAUGUGUAGCCUCUCCAUCAAACCAUCGAUGACCCAUCUUUAAUCGAUAUCCCAGAUGACAUCACUAUGACAUCAUAAGGAGUUAUUUCUAUCAAGACUUGACAAAGCGCCUCCCCGGACACACAAUAUAGGUCUUGCAGCUGUUUUAGUAAACUGACUGGAAGCAGUUUCUUGCUAAAUGGACACAAUAAAACAGUUAACGUUCAUCAUCAUAUUAUAUCAUCAACCAGCCUCAAACUCCGUGCCUGCAUUGCCACCUAGAGGUAGAACCAGGAAACGUGCUUCCAAUAACAAAUCGGCACAAUUUCCCCGGCCAUGAAUCGGUCCCUCAGAAAAUGAUGUGGCAGCCUUCAGUGAGGAAAAACACUCCUCUGCUCGAGUCGUGAUGAGGUGAACCGGCGGAGCUCCGAGAGAGAGAGAGAGAGAGAAAGAGACCACCAACAUCACCGUGCAGGAGAAAACGGAAAAACGGCUCUCCCCUCAGUGACCAUCCCCGACGCCCACACCUCCAGACUGGAGCCUCAAGAGGCAGCUGGGUCGGGAUCAUUGAAUGUAAGAAGAAGCUCGGGAUGCAUCCAUGUCCCGGUGCUGCUUGACAUGAGGAUAAGACGACGACGUGUUCUCCGGUGACACGGCGAUGUUCGUUGCGUUCCAUUCAGACCGGCCCGUUACAAUCUGAGAACAACCGAGCCAAAUCGCGGCGGUCAUUCGCCCACCACUCACAGGGGAUCCAGGCUUUAGCCAUACUGUCUGUCUGCUGUCAACUGUUGCCUAAUUCCACUGUAAAUGAAUCUUAUAAGGUUUAUGAACAACCGUGUUCCUCCUAACAAGAGAUACCAGCCCACAGAAUAUGAGCAUGCUGCCAACUGUGCCACGCAUGCGCUAUGGAUAAUUCCCAGCCUGCUGGGCAGCUCAGUGUUGCACUUCCAGUCAGAAGACCAAUGGGAGCGGCUGUCUGCCUGGGUGUAUGGGGCGGGGCUCAGCUCGCUCUUCAUCAUCUCCACCCUGUUCCACACUGUGGCCUGGAAGAAGAGCCACCUACGGUCUGUGGAGCACUGUUUCCACAUGUGUGACAGGAUGGUGAUCUAUUUCUUCAUUGCAGCCUCCUACGCCCCUUGGCUUAACCUGCGGGAGCUGGGUCCCUGGGGGUGUCACAUGCGUUGGAUGGUGUGGGUCAUGGCCUCUUUUGGAACCACCUACGUCUUCUUCUUCCAUGAGAGGUAUAAGAUCACGGAGUUGAUCUGCUAUACGGUGAUGGGAGUUUUUCCUGCCCUGGUGAUCCUCUCAAUGCCGGAGCAGUCAGGGUUAUAUGAGCUGCUGGUGGGCGGAGCCUGCUACUGUUUGGGGAUGGUCUUUUUUAAAAGUGAUGGCAUUGUCCCAUUUGCUCAUGCCAUUUGGCACCUGUUCGUAGCUAUGGGAGCAGCGAUACACUACUACGCCAUCUGGAAGUACCUCUAUGCCCAGCCAUCCAGUCAGAUCCAGACCUCCAGAUGACAUCAGCGCUGACCUCACAAGUGGCUCUUGUGUUUGAGCAACUUCAAGGGGUUAAUGCGAGCUGCGUCCCAAUUUAGGAGUUGCCUCCUUUAGAAAGCAAGUGAACUUCCUGCACAAAUAAGACGGCGUAGCCUUAGAGUGGCAAAAACAUGCUAACAUGCACACAAUGAAAAUGUAACAUGCUGAUGUUUAGAAGGUAUAAUGUUUCUUAAUAAUUAUAUAAUUAUCCUCAAUUUAUCCUGAGAGGGCUCAGUGUCUGAACUGCACCUACUUUCAUGGAAAUCUAUCCAGUCAAAACACUUCAUUUAAAGCCACAAUUACAAACAUCAUGAUGACACUAGAAGCUUGGGGAUCACCAAAGUUAUUGAGAUAGGCUAGAUCUCAUGGGGACCAUAAAUGUCUGUACAAAAGUUUGUGAAAACACUUUGGUGGCACAAAAGGAAAAGUCAAAAGUGGUGAACCGUCUAACUGAUCAACUUUACCAUCUGUAGGCUGGCCAGCAUGGAUAAAGAACCAGUAGUCAAACACAGGCAGGUUUAACGAUAACUGAGUUUACAGUACCAUUUGUGAUGUUUCACCUUAACCCUUAUGCCUGGCUGCUAUUAUUUACAUAAUUUCUAUAUCAGUUCAUGAGGACAUCUGAACGCAUCAUUAAGCAACUGCCCCACAAGCAAUGGAUUGUAGGUGGAUACUGGAAAUAAUUCACAGGUUAUUUGCCAAAUGUGUCAAAAAAGAGGCUGCGUUUGGAGGACAUUUACAUGCAUUUAGGCAGCCUUUUAGCCUGUUGUAAAAACUCUGGAUUUCAAAGGAGGCAACCCGUCAAUCAGGACACAGCUCUUUCUCUUUUUCUUCUUUUUUUUACCGGUCCAGUUCAGUUCAAUCUUACAAUAUUUUGCAGGUACUUUGGUUUCAUUCCAAUGAUCAGGGGUUUACUUACUAUUCUUGGAGAUUUCUCUCUAUGUGGUGCAUGUCCUGAUUCAGUGUUCAGAAUUGAAGGCAUUGUCUUAUUGUCUUAUUGUCAAAUGGAGGACAGUGUUUACAAUUAGCUAACUUGACUAUCAUAAUUAGUUUCAGGACAUUAUUUAAAGUAUUAUUAUCAUCAAUGACAGAAGGUUAUGGUUUGAUUAUAUUUUGGAAGUUGCAACAUCAGUGAUUUAUUAUUCCAAUUCAGAGCGCUAGAUAGUAUUAUUACUAUACUGUUAGUUGUGCUAUCUACACUGUAGUAUACUGUAUGGUUUAACAGCAGUUGCUUCAGUCAGUGAUUAACUGUGAUUUCUAAAUCAGGCAUGACUGUAGAAUAAUAUUUUCUUUAAUGUCGAACAUACAGAUGUUUAUGGUUUUGGUCUCGGAGACUUUACUUGUUAGCUUCCACCUUUACCUGGCUCGACACAGUAGAUUACCAAGCAUAAUUCCUGAAUUCUAAUAGUUUCCUGUUGUUGAUUAGGUUUAGUAAGUGGAGAUGUCAUCAGUACAAUUUAUACAGUAUAUAUUUAUUAAUGACGUACAGUAUAUGUUGACUUUAUCUAUAUUUUCUUCUAAUGUACUUAAAGUAUCAGCUGAUUAUCUUCGUCAUCUUCAACUUAAUGAAUGGGACCCAUUUGAUAGAGUCAAAGUUACAUGGUUGAACCUCAGAAAGGAAAACCACUGUCUGAUUCAGCACUGCCAGAAGACUGACAUACUGCCGUACCUGAUAGCACACUACUACCAUAAACGUUUCACUCUUGAAAGGAAACUCAAGCUAUAGUAUUGUUGAACAAUCUGGCCCAAUAUCAAGGCAUCUCAGGUGUGUGUGUGUGUGUGUGUGUGUGUGUGUGUGUGUGUGUGUGUGUGUGUGUGUGUGUGUGUGUGUGUGUGUGUGUGUGUGUGUGUGUGUGUCCUAUACUGUCUGACUCCCAUGAAUCCAAAGCCUGUAAUCGGCUGAGUCUAUGUUUACAUGUAAACGCAUGUACCUUGAACACAUAAAAAGUAUAUUUCAAAUAUGUAUGUACUCUUAGUGUUAAGCUUUAUGUGGUAGCACACGGUAGACUGGACGAGCUUGAUAAAUGUGGCUAGAGGACCAAAAGGUCACACCGUCUAAUAUUCAUCGGUGGAAAAGAAAGUUAUCUUGUUUAACAUUUUUUUGCUGCUGUCUGUCUCUCAGGAUAUGAAUCAUUUGGGCUUAAAAUCCUGUGAAGCCACAUUCAAGGACCACUGAAGCUGCUCCGGUUGUUUGGGCGCUGUCUGUCUGAAAUGAUCAACUGUAAAGCUGCUUUCUUAAAUGCUGGCACCACUCCAUACAGCUUUGCUUGCUUACUCAAAUCCCCAAGUAGGGCGGAAGCCCCAAAUGUUUACUGAAAGUUUUAAAUAUGGGUAAUAUUUAUAAAGUAAUCAAACAGGAGAAAACUUUAAGGCAGACAGAAAUUGAAAAAGAACCACUACAGGCAGCAGAUGCGUUUUUAGAUCAUAACAAAGAACUAGAAAACAUACAUUCACCAAAGCUGCACAAGUCCCUAAAUGUGCUGUAAAAUCCACAAAAUAUGCAUUAAGAUUUGCAUCAAACUACACUGUGAUGAACAUUUAUGAGAGGCAUUUUCCUCCGAAUAUGUGCAGUAGUUCUAUAGAAAGUGAGGAAGGUAAAAAAAAGUCUUAUCUGCGUUGUUAAUAGGUCAUAAAAAAAAAAGUACUGGCCAAACAUUUUUAACAAAGGAGCAGCUGUGCAGGAGCAGUGUCCUUUGCUACAUAACUGCCCCUAAUCAGGUCUUGGGAUAUACUUUUAAAAUGUAAUUAUGUUCAUUCUUCAAUAUAACUAUAGCUUUUGCAGAUCUAAUUUACUAACCAGCAUAUGAAUGCAUCAUUAAACUGUAGGGUCCAAAAAGAAAAUCAUCUAGUGA
Messenger RNA from Etheostoma cragini (Arkansas darter), 4369 nucleotides. RefSeq names its product monocyte to macrophage differentiation factor 2-like. Gene Ontology annotation, cellular component: membrane. The transcript has 7 exons. The coding region runs from base 792 to 1499 and encodes 235 amino acids. NCBI's taxonomy places the organism in Eukaryota, Metazoa, Chordata, Actinopteri, Perciformes, Percidae. The record is from RefSeq and is a predicted model, not a curated record. Gene Ontology annotation, molecular function: pore-forming activity.